Tribolium madens (black flour beetle) is the source of this 2564-nucleotide messenger RNA. Its product is annotated as bifunctional coenzyme A synthase-like. The coding region runs from base 956 to 2488 and encodes 510 amino acids. The record is from RefSeq and is a predicted model, not a curated record. Gene Ontology annotation, biological process: coenzyme A biosynthetic process. Gene Ontology annotation, molecular function: dephospho-CoA kinase activity; ATP binding. The transcript has 5 exons. NCBI's taxonomy places the organism in Eukaryota, Metazoa, Arthropoda, Insecta, Coleoptera, Tenebrionidae.
AUAAACUUAACAGGUGGCAAUAUUUUCUUCUGCGUGUUCUUCUAAAAUGUGUUGUUUCAAUAGAAACACCUGUUCUACAUUGAAAAGACACGAUUCGCAAUUGAGCCAUUUGACAUUUUUAUCUGGAUGAAUAGCAGCUAAAUGAUGCUUUAAAUUGCCAUGAAUCUGUCUCAUAUAGUUGCAGUGUUGGCAUUUGAGCCACUCGAUGCUCAUGUCCCGCACUACCAGAAAGAGGAAUUGUCGACAACUGAAAAAUGUCUCGUAGUUUGUAUUUGAAAUGUUUAUGUUUGAUAAAUUAACCACACACUCGCUGUCAUGUCGUGUCAAAACAACGAGUGAAUACGUUUUAAAAGUACAUUUUGUGCAGUAAUAAACUUGAGAUUUGUUGGGUGGUGGUUUGUAGCACUGAUGUUUCUUCAAUUCGAUGAUUAAAUCUGUUUGAUAUUUGCAUUUAGCGCACUUGUAAUCAGGUAUGGGUUUGAAGCACUCAAAUGGGACACUUAGGUGACACGAAAGACAACUUUUUAUGUCUCCCACAUUUGAGGCUUUUUGUUCGGUUUCAACAAGAGGGUCACAAGACGUCAUUUAUUUAAUGACAGCCUCUAAAAAAUUAUAUUCGACACAUUUUUUUGUGUUAGAAAAUUAUCAAAACAAAGUCAUUAUUUUGACAGUGUGACAUUUGACAAAUGUCACAAGGAGUGCGUUCAAAUAUUUUUUGUUUUUGUUGCUAAAAUGAAAUAAAUAAUAAAAAAUAUAAUAAAUUAAUCCAAUUUCAUGUGAGACAUAUAAGUUGUGUUACUUUAUGAUGUCGAAAAAAAAUUAAAAAUACUCAAAUUCUAUCUCAACUGACAAUUACGUAACCUCAAAUUUGAUAAUAGUAAACCAAAAGAUAAAAGGCGUAAAAUCUGACGCAAGUUAGUUUUUCCACUUCAUUCAAGGUUGAUGCAUCGUGAAAAUGUUGGCGAAAACUGGUCUUUUAAUUGUUUCAAAUCCAACACAAAUCGGUAAAAUUUUGCCUUCGAUUCAAAAACGUGUACAAAAUACACUCUACAUUCAAUUACUGUCGGCUUUGACUGAACCUUUUGGUAAUUUUUACACAAACGUGUUUACUUCAUGGCCAAAGUAUAGUAAGACACUUUAUGGAAUUUAUUCCCAGGCUGCUACACAUUGCCAAAACCUCGACGUUCGUGUCCUUUUGUCUGGUUUGAAAUAUCAAACAGUGAAACAAAUCCAAACCAAAUCCAAUAUAGAUUUAAUAAUUUUUGAUAGAAUUCACAGUAAAACUGACAUUGAUAAUUUUAUUAAAACGAAAGUUGCUAACAUUGCCUCCGAAUAUAAUGUUGUGACUUUAGAUUCCGGAAAUUUGGAAAAUUUCAGUUGUGAUGAUGAUAACAAGAUUUAUAAUCACACUGUUGUCGGGGGCACCUUUGAUAGACUUCACACAGCCCACAAGUUGCUUUUGACUGAAGCAGUAUUAAGGAGCAGAUUUAAAGUAACUGUGGGAGUUACUGAAGAAUCCAUGUUUCCUGGUAAAAUACUAUGGGAACUCAUUGAAAAUCUAAACGUACGAAUCCAAAACGUCGAGAAUUUCUUAACAGACAUUUGCGCCGAGUUAGAGUAUCACGUGGUGCCAAUUUCGGAUCCUUUUGGUCCUUCAAUCACGGAUCCGACGAUGGAAAUGAUUGUCGUUAGUGAAGAAACUGUAAAAGGCGGCCAAAAAAUCAACGAAAUACGUUUAAAAAAACAAAUGAAAACACUUGAUGUUCAUUCUGUGAAAUUAAUCGACGAACCUUAUCCGAAUUCACACGAAGAAUUGAAGAUAAGUUCUAGUACUUGUCGUAUCCGCCUUUUGGGCACUCUUCUACGACCUGUAAUCAAAAAAAAUAUUCCAAAUCGGCCUUACGUUAUCGGAUUGACAGGCGGUGUUGCCAGUGGUAAAUCCGGUGUUGCCAAUUGGUUGAAACACCACGAAGCUGAAAUAAUCAACUGCGAUUUAAUUGGUCAUGAUGCGUACAAAUCUGGUAGACCAUGUCAUGAGAAAAUCGUCAAUUGUUUCGGUGAUUCGGUAUUGACGUCUGAAGGCGAAAUCGACCGAAAGGUUUUAGGGUCUAUUGUUUUUUCCGAUUCGGAGGCUUUGAGGAAAUUGAACGGUUUAGUGUGGCCAGCAAUCGCCGAUGAGGUUCAAAAAAUGAUCAAAAACAGCAAAAAUCGGGUUGUGGUUGUAGAAGCUGCUGUUCUUUUAACGGCGGGUUGGCAAAGAUUUUGUCACGAAAUUUGGUGUACUUUGGUGCCUCGUGAUGAGGCUGUCAAACGGCUAAUUGCAAGGAAUAAAUUGACAGAAGAACAGGCGAUUGCACGGAUUGACAGUCAACCGAGUAAUAAAGCGUAUGUCGAGGAGGCCAAUGUCGUGUUGUGUCCCUUAUGGGACGUGGAAUUUACAGGGAAACAGGUCAAGAAAGCAUGGGAUCUGUUGCAGGAAAGAUUGUGAUUUUUUUUGUUAUUGAAUAAUUGAAUUUAUGUAAGAAUCAAGUGUUGGGAAUAUUUUAUUAAAAAAAUCAGUCAUU